Molecule: messenger RNA, 816 nt
Organism: Vanrija pseudolonga
Lineage: Eukaryota; Fungi; Basidiomycota; Tremellomycetes; Trichosporonales; Trichosporonaceae
Product: 3-oxoacyl-[acyl-carrier-protein] reductase FabG
Exons: 6
Coding region: 1-816 (271 amino acids)
Molecular function (GO): oxidoreductase activity
Source: RefSeq, a predicted model, not a curated record
AUGGUCACCAACACCGCCUCCUCGUCCGGCCUCACCGGCGUGGCCCUCAUCACUGGCGCCGGCUCGGGCAUCGGCGCGGCCACCGCGCGCGCCUUCGCAGCCAAGGGGGUGAGCCGCUUGGUGCUGGUCGACUUCGCGCCCGCCGGCCUCAAGACGCUCGAGGCCGAGCUGCAGUCCGGCGGCGCGCAGGUGCUCGUCGUCCAGGCCGACGUGAGCAAGGAAGCCGAGGUGAAGGACGCCAUUGCCGAGGCCGUCACCGCGUUCGGGCGCAUCGACUACUGCGUCAACUCGGCUGGCACGGCCGCCCUCGGCGCGCUCGUCGAGACGUCGACAGAGGACUGGAACCGCGUCAUGGGCGUCAACAUCACCGGCGUGUUCCUCUGCGUCCGCGAGCAGUCGGCGCAGAUGCUCAAGCAGGACCCGCUGGCCAGCGACUCGACCGAUCCCAAGCGGCAGCAGCGCGGCUCCAUCAUCAACCUCGCGAGCAUCCUUGGCACCGUUGCCGUCCCCGGCGUGCCGGCGUACGUGGCGAGCAAGCACGCCGUGGUUGGGCUGGCCAAGGCCGCGGCUGUCGAGCAUGCGGGGCACGGGAUCCGGACCAACAACAUCGCGCCCGGGUGGAUCGACACGCCGAUGACCAACAACGCGCACGUCGCUUCCGUCCUCGAGGCGCAGACGCAGCCGGCCAAGACGCCCGCCGGGCGCGCCGGCUCGGCCGAGGAGAUUGCCGACGUAGCCGUCUUCCUCUCCAGCACCGAGGCAUCGUUUGUCAACGGCGCGACGUGGAUCGUGGACGGCGGGUUCACUUCGCUCUAA